AUGGGAAGGAUCAGUACAUUUAGAUCCUAUCAGUUUGUGGUUCUCCUGGCUGCUGCUCUGGCAGUUGUAGCUUUCUACUACUUUGGCACAGAAAGGCAAAACUUCUCCAGCACUACCAAGAGAAUCAAGGAAACUCAAGCCAACCAUAACUCCAACAGGAACGAUGCAGAUCUAACUGUGGACACCACAUUCACUGCUUCACCUGACUCGAAGCAUGCUGGAGUAGAACAGAAUGAAGAUGGAGUAAAUACACAGGCUGAAGAUGGGGAAGGUGUUCUAGCUAGUCAUUUCCAUGCUCUGAUGAUGUUUACUAAAGUGGACAAGAGUCGGAGCCUGCAGGAUAAGUUUAAAGUAGCCAUGUUGUCUAUGAUGAUGCAUGCAGACUUUCUGGAUGAUGAAGUGCUGGUGUUGCACUUCGUUAGUGACCCUGGAAGCCAGAAAUUGGGGGAAAAAAUACUUCAGGAAUUUCUAAAAGAUGCAACAUUUAAGUAUGAGGUGUUAUUUCAUGAUGAGCUGGCGCUGACUCACAAGCUGUUCCCGAUUGUGGAGGCCAUGCAGAAGCACUUCAGUGCAGGAUCCGGAGCUUACUACAGCGAUGCCAUCUUUUUCCUUUCUGUGGCCAUGCAUCUCAUCAUGCCUGAAAAUAUUACCCGCAUUGUCCAACUUGACCUGGACCUGAAGUACAAAACCAACAUCAGGGACUUAUUCCUGGAAUUUCAGCACUUUCCUCCUGAGGCUGUCAUCGGCAUCACCAGAGAGAUGCAGCCUGUGUACAGACAUACGUUUUGGCAGUUUCGAAAGGAGAAUCCUCAGACCAAAGUGGGCGAGCCACCUCCAAACGGCCUGCCUGGGGUCAACAGUGGCGUGAUGCUUCUGGACCUGGGGGCUAUGAGGAACUCUGUCCUCUACAACCAGCUGCUGCAACCCAACAACGUGGCCAAGCUAGCAGAGCAGUACCGCUUCAGGGGCCACCUGGGGGACCAGGACUUCUUCUCCAUGAUCGGGAUGGAGCAUCCGCAGCUUUUCUACCCUCUGGCUUGUGGCUGGAACAGACAGCUGUGCACCUGGUGGAGGGACCAUGGUUACACAGAUGUGUUUCACAUGUACUACCACUGUGAGGGGCCUGUGUACAUCUACCAUGGCAACUGUAACACACCCAUACCCAAUGACUGA
This is a messenger RNA of Knipowitschia caucasica, 1173 nucleotides long. The record is from the annotation of a GenBank genome assembly. NCBI's taxonomy places the organism in Eukaryota, Metazoa, Chordata, Actinopteri, Gobiiformes, Gobiidae.